CUCUCCCAGUCCCACACCUCUCUUUCCUCUAUCUCUAUCCCUCUCUCCCCACCCCCAGCUCUUUAAACGUCCUGCUUAACCCGCUCCUCACCGAAGGCACGCAGAGUUCUAAGGUGCGGAGAAUUAACCCGUCUCCUCCUAAACCCACUAAAUAAGUCUCACUCUGAGCUAAAGCUUCACACUUUUGCCUUAAAGCCCCCAGCCCCUCACGCGCACACAGGUAGGGAGAGUGAGGAUACUACUGGAUCCCAGGAAACUGGUCCCAAGAAGGCUCCAUCCAGGAUCGCCCGCUGCCGAAGAAGUAUCCCCGGAGCCCUCUGAUCUGCGGGGUGACAAUUAGCCAAAGAUUAUUUCUCUUUAUUCAGAAGCAUAAAGUUGUUUGCUGAUUGCAAGAAGAUGUUUCUUUGGCUCUUUCUGCUUUUGUCAGCCCUGAUUUCUUCGACAAAUGCAGAUUCUGACAUAUCAGUGGAAAUUUGCAAUGUGUGCUCCUGCGUGUCAGUUGAGAACGUGCUCUAUGUCAACUGUGAGAAGGUUUCAGUCUACAGACCAAAUCAGCUGAAGCCACCUUGGUCUAAUUUCUAUCACCUCAAUUUCCAAAACAAUUUUUUAAAUAUCCUCUAUCCAAACACAUUCUUGAAUUUUUCACACGCAGUAUCCCUGCAGCUGGGAAAUAAUAAACUGCAGAACAUUGAGGGAGGAGCCUUUCUUGGGCUCAGUGCAUUAAAGCAGUUGCACUUGAACAACAAUGAAUUAAAGAUUCUCCGAGCUGACACUUUCCUUGGCAUAGAGAACUUGGAGUAUCUCCAGGCUGACUACAAUUUAAUCAAGUAUAUUGAACGAGGAGCCUUCAAUAAGCUCCACAAACUGAAAGUUCUCAUUCUUAAUGACAACCUGAUUUCAUUCCUUCCUGAUAAUAUUUUCCGAUUCGCAUCUUUGACCCAUCUGGAUAUACGGGGGAACAGAAUCCAGAAGCUCCCCUAUAUCGGAGUUCUGGAGCACAUAGGCCGUGUCGUUGAACUGCAACUGGAAGAUAACCCCUGGAACUGUAGCUGUGAUUUGUUGCCUUUGAAAGCGUGGCUGGAGAAUAUGCCAUAUAACAUUUACAUAGGAGAGGCUAUCUGUGAAACUCCCAGCGACUUAUACGGAAGGCUUCUGAAAGAAACCAACAAACAAGAAUUAUGCCCCAUGGGCACAGGCAGUGAUUUCGAUGUGCGAAUCCUGCCUCCGUCUCAGCUGGAGAAUGGCUACACCACUCCCAACGGUCACACGACCCAAACAUCCUUACACAGAUUAGUGACCAAACCGCCGAAGACAACCAAUCCGUCCAAGAUCUCUGGAAUCGUAGCGGGCAAGUCCCUCUCCAACCGCAAUCUCAGCCAGAUUGUGUCCUACCAAACGAGGGUGCCCCCUCUGACACCUUGCCCAGCACCUUGCUUUUGCAAAACACAUCCUUCGGAUUUGGGACUGAGCGUCAACUGCCAAGAGAAGAAUAUACAGUCCAUGUCUGAACUGGUCCCGAAACCCUUAAAUGCCAAGAAGUUGCAUGUCAAUGGCAACAGCAUCAAAGACGUGGACGUCGCGGACUUCGCCGAGUUUGAAGGACUGGAUUUGCUCCAUUUAGGCAGCAAUCAGAUUACGGCGAUCAAGGGAGAUGUAUUCCACAAUCUCACUAAUUUACGCAGGCUGUAUCUCAACGGCAAUCAGAUUGAAAGACUCUAUCCUGAGAUAUUUUCCGGCCUGCAUAACCUGCAGUAUCUGUAUUUGGAAUACAACUUGAUUAAGGAGAUCCUGGCGGGCACCUUUGACUCGAUGCCAAAUCUGCAGUUGCUCUACUUAAACAACAAUCUCCUGAAGAGCCUGCCCGUUUACAUUUUCUCGGGAGCACCCCUCGCUAGACUGAACCUGAGGAACAACAAGUUCAUGUACUUACCCGUCAGCGGGGUCCUCGAUCAGCUGCAGUCUCUCACACAGAUCGACUUGGAGGGCAACCCCUGGGACUGCACUUGUGACUUGGUGGCAUUAAAGCUGUGGCUGGAGAAGUUGAAUGACGGCAUUGUCGUGAAGGAACUGAAAUGCGAGACUCCGGUUCAGUUUGCCAACAUCGAGCUGAAGUCCCUCAAGAAUGAAAUCUUGUGUCCCAAACUCUUAAACAAGCCAUCGGCGCCGUUUACGAGCCCUGCACCUGCCAUAACGUUCACCACCCCGCUGGGUCCCAUUCGAAGCCCUCCCGGUGGCCCGGUGCCUCUGUCUAUUCUCAUCCUCAGCAUCCUCGUGGUCCUCAUCUUAACUGUCUUCGUUGCUUUUUGUCUUCUUGUUUUUGUGCUGCGGCGAAACAAGAAGCCCACGGUCAAGCACGAGGGCCUGGGGAAUCCUGAGUGCGGCUCCAUGCAGCUGCAGCUGAGGAAGCAUGACCACAAGACCAAUAAAAAAGACGGGCUGAGCACAGAAGCCUUCAUUCCACAAACCAUCGAGCAGAUGAGCAAGAGCCACACCUGCGGUUUGAAAGAGUCCGAAACCGGCUUCAUGUUUUCAGAUCCUCCAGGACAGAAAGUCGUCAUGAGAAAUGUCGCCGACAAGGAGAAAGAUUUACUACACGUGGAUGGCAGGAAGAGACUGAGCACAAUCGAUGAGCUGGACGAACUAUUCCCGAGCAGGGAUUCCAACGUGUUUAUUCAGAAUUUUCUGGAAAGCAAAAAGGAGUACAAUAGCAUAGGUGUCAGUGGCUUUGAGAUCCGCUAUCCCGAAAAACCACAAGACAAAAAAAACAAGAAGUCCCUGAUAGGCGGCAACCACAGUAAAAUUGUCGUGGAGCAGCGGAAAAGCAGCGAGUACUUUGAACUGAAGGCCAAACUCCAGAGUUCCCCUGACUACCUACAGGUCCUUGAGGAGCAGACAGCUUUGAACAAGAUCUAGGUCAUGCAAUCUCACUUCAUACAGAGGACAUUUAUUUAAUGAUGAAAGUGCCUUUUGUUGACUUCUAACUCCAAAUACUAUAUUAUCAAUAGGCAUAGAGGCAGGUGUUUCUGAGGCUGUCUCAUUAACUGUAGCUGCAAAGAUGUGUCCGGUAGAAGAGAGUUUCCUUAAUAGAUUUUACUACAUAAAACCUAUACUGUGGAGUCCUGUGGGGAUACUGCAAACUCUAUUGCCAAAGGGAUGCUUUAUAUACAGAAUACACUGAAUUUAACCUCAAGAGGCAAAUCUGUUUUGUACCCCGAUGCAAAACCUCCGUCUCUUUGUGCUUUGUAAAGCAAACUCGAGAAAACUGGUACCAGUGUUUGUACCUCAGCUGGGUCCUUCAUCUUGCACGUAGAUCAAGUCGGUGGAACUGGAAUAAAUCCUUUUGAUUUGUGGCAUUGUAACAACUCUGUGUAAAGAUUAUCUGAAAAGUUAAAAAAAAAAAAAAGCAUGCAAAGAGAGAACAUUCGAUAGUAUUUGUAAAUCGGUAAACUUUAUGGCCUGCAUCUUGAAACCGCUGGAUUUAUAAUGUUAAAAUUGUGCAAAUAUUUGUUUAAAAUAUACCAUGCAUUACGUAACUAUAAAAUAAAUUUGAACACUUUAAGCAUUACCUGUCUAUACAUAAAACCUAAAAGAGAAAAGUCAACGUGAGUUACAUAGCGUUUGUGGUGAUCUGAAGAAAUACACGAUGUUUAUCAGAAUUAAACAAGGCUCAAAUUAAACUAACAUUAGAGUUUGUUCUCAGUUACGUGAAAUACCCACAAUCCUUAAAGGUUGUCCAAAAUUAGCGAAGUGCUUACCGUGUGAGCGCACCCAAAGCUAUUUUUGUAACAUAAUUCAUAUUUAUGAAGUACUUUGUAUACUAAAUAGGAAAAUAUGUACUCCUUAAUAUGUAUUUAAUAUGCCUGACUUGUUUUCCUGAUCACAGGGAAUUUAUCAAUAGGUAUACAUUUAGACAGGAAAAAAAAAAUAUACCAAACCGAAACUGAAGCUUCUGUGUACAGAAAUAUUCUGGACAUUGUGAUCAGGUAUAAUUUAAAAACGAAACAAGGAAAAAAAACCACAAAAACACAAAAAUACAAAAAAAAAAGAUAAAAACCAGUUCUGUGCUAUUCUUGAGAACUUAGCAUAUUAUCUUCAGAUUUGUUACCAACCGUGCAUUUUAAAAUAGGUUCCUUAGUUUUAUAGUAUCGUGUCUGGGGCAGUUGUUAUUUGCCAUCAGUUGUCUUGCUUUUCAGGAUUCUAUGAGCUUAAUUCAAAUAGUUUCCACUACAACUAUUUAAAACAAUUAAUGAGUAAGGUUAAUAGUUAUAGCUCGUAUGCAUCAGUAUCCUGUUCUGUCAUCACUCCAGCUACUAUCAGAUAAUCCAGUAGAGCAGUGAACAUCUCGGCUCCCAAAGCCACACUGUAAAAUGCUUUCAUUGGUCUCAGAGGAGUUCACUGUGUUUGCUUGUGCUGUUAACUUCUAAGUCAAAACUGGUCAAAGGAAGGACUUGAUAAUGGGAGACACUGGAAGAUUUUUAGGAGCUCCCAGUUAGCAAAGCGACAUCCUAAAACACAUUACCUUCUUGGCCUGCCCACCUAUGUAUGUUUCUUUGUGCUCCAUUUCUUAUAAUCACUGUAUUAAUCAGUGAGUUAACCAAGAAGGUAAACGUAGACAUUCUUCAUGAACUUCAAGUGGCAGAUGUUUUGGCGCAGCUUCCAAAAUGAUAUUAUGGCUAAAGUUGUAACGUAGUCCCUUUAUUAAGUACUAAUUUCAGGGCUUUAUAGGUUUGUUCCAGGAUGAAAAAGAAAUAACUUGGCAUUCUUAGACAGUGUGCAUGUAUGUGUGUGUGUGUGUGUGCCUCUGUGUGUGUG
This is a messenger RNA of Neogale vison (American mink), 4812 nucleotides long. RefSeq names its product SLIT and NTRK like family member 4 (gene SLITRK4). The transcript is spliced from 2 exons. The record is from RefSeq and is a predicted model, not a curated record. Gene Ontology annotation, cellular component: membrane; glutamatergic synapse. Gene Ontology annotation, molecular function: protein binding. The coding region runs from base 397 to 2913 and encodes 838 amino acids. Lineage: Eukaryota; Metazoa; Chordata; Mammalia; Carnivora; Mustelidae. Gene Ontology annotation, biological process: regulation of presynapse assembly; axonogenesis; positive regulation of synapse assembly.